UGGAGGAGUCUGGUGGCCCGUGAAGUGGGAAGGCCUCAUAGAUCUGCAACGCCAUCCUUCUGAGAGGUUUUCAACGUUGGCUCGUGGUGCAGCCGGGGCAAUGUUUGGACCCAACUCAGAGACGUGAAAGAUUUGGUCAGCUAUUGACAGCUGAGCUGCUUUUAAAGGAAAGGGUAUUCAACCUCUCGUUGCAAAAGCCAGGAUGCUGCAUUGCCUCCCAUCUGAUGUCCCUGAGCUCAAGACCCUAGUUCGGCAGACCCAUGGUCGCUCAGAUAGGGGACACUAGGGGAACUUGUGACCACUGAAUCCUGCCCCCCAAAGCGUUAGUGCGUCCAUGGACCACUCCAUGGAAGAGCCUCUUCCGCAAACAGGGCGACUUAAUAUGCAAGACUCGGCACUUGCGCAACCGGCUGCGUUUCUUCAUGCUGCUUUCGUAGAGAGCGCAAGGAAUCUCCGAGCGGCAGCUGGGCUGGACCUCCGCGAGACACACCCCAUGGACCACUCGAUCGAGCGGUUCGUUUUGAGCAACAACAGGAUCGAGAUUGGAGUUCAGGUGGGCGAGCCUGGCGGAGGGUCCGAUUUUAUGCUGCUAGAGCUGCAAUCAGAGCACGGUCCCGCACCCCCCGCCACCGGACCGAGCCUCGCAGAGCAGUAUGCGCUUUUGGCGGGGCGCCGGGCGCCGCGCCGCAGCCGCAAGCGCACCCUCCAGAGUCGAGACGAGAACAGCAACCAAGGCCAGGGGGGCGAGGUGGCAACGAACAAGCCGAAGGGCAUAUGCCAGUUCGGAGACUGCUCGCAGGAAGUGAACUCGCGCGCGAAAUGGUGCCCGGAGCACAGCACUGCAAAGCGGUGCACGUACGAGGGCCCCGAGGGGGUGUGCAUGCGCGUGGCGAGGGGGAGCGACCCGCACUGCAUCACGCACGGGGGGGGCGGCGGUGCAGACUGCCGGGGUGUAACAAGAGAGUUUGGGUGCACGAAGAGCGCGGAGGGGAAGAGCGAGUAUUGCCAUACGCACGGGGGGGGGACGAGAUGUACCAUGGAGGGGUGCAACAAGGCGGCGCGCGGCGCGACUGGGCUGUGCAUCUCGCAUGGUGGAGGCAAGCGGUGUCAGCACCCCGAUUGCCCCAAGGGCGCCGAAGGCAAGACCGACUACUGCAUCAGCCACGGAGGCGGCGUUCGGUGUUCGUUCGAGGGCUGUGUGAAGAGUGCGCGCGGGCGGGCCGACUUUUGCAUUGCGCACGGGGGAGGGAUCCGGUGCGCGGUCGAGAAUUGCAGGAAGAGCGCGCAAGGGUCGACGCCGCUGUGUAUCGCCCACGGAGGGGGGGCGCGCUGCAAGAUCGAGCACUGUAACAAGGGUGCCCGGGGAUCGUCGGGGCUGUGCGUGGGGCACGGGGGCGGCCGGCGCUGCGCCUUUGAGGACUGCAACCGGGGGGCGGAGGGACGAACCGGGCUGUGCAUUGGCCACGGGGGAGGGCACCGAUGCCAGCACGAGGGCUGCCAGAAGCCGACGCGCAAUCGGGAGGAGUACUGCAAGAACCACAGGGAUCAGAGGUUGGUGGAAGGCGUCCUCCACCGCAUCCGCAACAGUCACGCCGUACGCCUUCCGGACACGCCGUCCGGGGCGUCCGACUACGGAGAGGGCUUCCACCCCGGACCUCCGGCGCCGCCCGUUCUCCUGGCGUUGGGGGGACACUCCCAGAACGGAACGCCCACGUCUGGACCCGGUAGAUAUGAAGCGGGCAUGGAGCAGCAAGCGCAGUGGCCAGCCGUGGCACCGGGGGCGGCGGUUGGGGAGCAGUACGUCCCUGCGUCAGCGUACGGGCUCCGCGGCAACCCGGACGUCCGUAACUACGAGCACGUGGGCAGCGAGUUCAUCCAAGAGAACCAGGCGUACGUGGUGGGCGAACACGAGUACGUCCCUUUAAGCCUCCGAGAGAACGGAUUCCGCCCGGAUUCCGCCCGACGAGCGGACGCCUCGCCGAGCGGAACUGCGCCGCAGACGUGGUCACAGGGGGCUGUGGGAGCGCAGCUAGCCGGCGAGAAAGACGGUGUUCCAAAAAGGGUGGAGAUGGAAGUAAGAGGCGGAGUCUUCGAGGGAAGGGAAAAUACGGAAGCUCCCCCGGUUGGCAGGAGUUUUGUAGAUCAAAGUCUCGGGCUGGGGGCGGCGCCUCCUAUUGUGAUACCUAGCGUGGCCGCUGGGGCAGCGGGGUCGGCUGAAAGGGGCAGUGAAGUGGCCCCGCCAAUGGUUGCACCCCCGAUUGUGCUUGGUCAGCAAGCGAGCGUUGAGGGCGAAGUGCCUCCUGAGGUUUCGUAGUCGACGAGCGGCAUCGAAACGCAAGCUAGCUUACGGUAUUGAUGCGGGAUCUUGAUGAGUGUGGAUCUGCUGAUAACGGUAAUAAUACGAGGGUUGGGGGAGGGCCAAGAACGACGCAGUUAUGUUCCCGACGUUGUCCAUCAAAGCGAUCGGACCUCCUCACUUUGAGUUCCAGAGAACAGCUCCAGCGUCCCGGAAAGGACUGGACCCAGUGCUCUCAGAGUAGAAGCCCUGAGCACCUACUUUCUUACAGUAGCUGCUCGAUGAGCAAGGUUUCUCCAGCACUCAUGCAAAGCACAUCGCGCCGCAGGGCGGCGUUGAUAAGCAUGCUAUUGCAGGAUCUGACUAGAUACGCAAAAAUGCCACUGGAUCCACAUAUGCAAUGAUCCUGCAGUGCGUG
Molecule: messenger RNA, 2714 nt
Organism: Klebsormidium nitens
Lineage: Eukaryota; Viridiplantae; Streptophyta; Klebsormidiophyceae; Klebsormidiales; Klebsormidiaceae
Source: the annotation of a GenBank genome assembly